GGGGGAGAGCACAGAGGUUUUGAGUGAAAAAAAAAAUGCAGAAGGCAUGGCUUUACAAGGAGUACGGUCCGAAAGAGGUCCUAAAGCUGGAAGACUUUCCCUUCCCAACCACUCUUCUACAUAACCAACUGCUCGUGCAAGUCCGAGCUGCCGCUUUGAAUCCUAUCGAUUCCAAGAUGCGCCAGCGUCCUAUAUUCCCCACCGAUUUCCCUGUGGUUCCCGGGUGCGACAUGGCUGGGACUGUGGUCGCCAAAGGCGACGGCGUGUCUAAAUUUGAAAUCGGCAACGAGGUUUAUGGCAACAUUCAGGACUUCAAUGCCCCUGGCCCACUUAAGCAGCUAGGAACGCUGGCCGAGUACAUUGUGGUUGAGGAAAGCUUGGUAGCUUCAAAGCCUGCUAAUCUGACAUUUGAGGAAGCAGCCAGCUUGCCGCUGGCUGUUCAGACUGCUAUUGAAGGCUUUGAAACAGCUGAGUUCAAGGAGGGCCAGAGCAUUUUUGUGGUCGGCGGUGCAGGCGGUGUUGGAACCUUGGUUGUUCAGCUAGCCAAGCAUUUCUAUGGUGCUUCUCACAUCGCUGCGACAACAAGCACUCCGAAGGUGGAUUUCGUUAAGAGCUUGGGAGCAGAUACCGUCUUCGAUUAUACCAAGAUCAAAUAUGAAGAGAUCACUGAAAAAUUUGACAUCCUCUAUGACACCAUUGGGGAUUGCAAGAACUCGUUCGUAGUGGCGAAAGAUGAGGCUCCGAUCAUCGACAUAACAUGGCCACUGACGCAUCCAAGGGCAAUCUAUUCGAGCUUGACUGUUAGCGGGGACAAUCUAGAGAAGCUCAGGCCAUACUUAGAGACUGGGAAGCUGAAGGCUGUGAUCGAUCCCAGUGGCCCAUAUCAUUUUAAGGACGUGAUCGAAGCUUUCCGAUAUUUGGAGACCGGGCGAGCUAGAGGGAAAGUGGUAAUCUCUCCCUUCCCUUCUUGGGCCUCACCUAGCUACGUUCCACGUGAGAAUAACAUUGCAACUGAAAUGGUUGCUCUAAAUGCAACCGUUUAUUGACUCGGUGAACCGUACGCAUGCACACAGAAACUGGAGUUAUUCAAUCCACUGUAUUAUUUCUAAUAGCCAAUGGUUGUAAAAUGCGGGAAUCUAUGCUCUAUAUCGCUUCUAAUAGGAGAAUAUGGUAGUGUAUUGUAUCUAUUCGUAAUGUAUGACUCGCGAUUGGAUACUGA
Magnolia sinica is the source of this 1219-nucleotide messenger RNA. Its product is annotated as 2-methylene-furan-3-one reductase-like. The coding region runs from base 36 to 1046 and encodes 336 amino acids. The transcript has 3 exons. Lineage: Eukaryota; Viridiplantae; Streptophyta; Magnoliopsida; Magnoliales; Magnoliaceae. The record is from RefSeq and is a predicted model, not a curated record. Gene Ontology annotation, molecular function: oxidoreductase activity, acting on the CH-CH group of donors, NAD or NADP as acceptor.